Molecule: messenger RNA, 4046 nt
Organism: Colossoma macropomum (tambaqui)
Lineage: Eukaryota; Metazoa; Chordata; Actinopteri; Characiformes; Serrasalmidae
Gene: gucy1a2
Product: guanylate cyclase 1, soluble, alpha 2
Biological process (GO): response to oxygen levels; cGMP biosynthetic process
Cellular component (GO): guanylate cyclase complex, soluble
Molecular function (GO): guanylate cyclase activity; heme binding
Source: RefSeq, a predicted model, not a curated record
AUGUCCGCGCGGAAGGUCUCGUCCGAGUCGUUCAGCUCCGCGAGCUCGGAGUGUGUGGAGAGCCCUGAGCGCGCGGACUGGCCGGACUGCCCGCUCGCGCUCUGGAACGGCCGCAGCCCCGCGCGCGCGGCACCCCGGCGCAGGAGGCGCGUGAACCUGGACUCGCUGGGGGAGAGUCUGAGGAGACUUACAUCACCGGCGACACAGACAAUUCAGCAGGCUCUGCAGAGAACCGUGGAGUUCUACAGACACAGGAAUAUCAGCAGUGAGGACGGCGCUGAGGAGAAGUGUGUGUUAGAGAAGUGUCCGUUUGUAAACUCGCAAUCCGAUGACCAAACUGACAUCUCAGGAAUACUGCAGUACACCGCCGCUAUAGUGGGUGUUGGGUUUCCUACCCUGCGUGAGCGUUUUGGGGAGGAAUUUUUCGGCUUGUGUCUGGAGGAGAACGAGAGGGUUCUGCGUUCUCUGGGCGGGAACCUGCAGGAUUUCUUCAAUGGCUUUGACGCCCUUUUGGAGCACGCCCGGACCUCGUACGGCUGCAGGGCGUCCUCGGAGUCGCCCUCCUUUCUGUGCAAAGACACCCACGGAGAGACAGAUGAUGAUGACAAGACAGAAAAGGAGAAAGGAAAGACUCUUCUUCUGCACUGCUUCAACCCUGACCCCACGGUGGGCGUGGCCAUGCCGGGCCUGAUCCGGGCAGCCGCUCGCCGGAUUUACCAAUCAGAAGUCCAGGUGGAGGAAACCGACCCCACCUGGCUCCAUGUGGCCAACGAGGAUGGAGAACUGUCUGCAGACUCCACCCCUUCGUCGUCUCCAUCCCCGCCCACUUCUACACCCCCGGCCUGCCUGUCCUUCCGCAUAAGAGAGGUCAGGACAUCUUUGUCAUCUUCGUCGUCCUCCUCUUCCUCGCGACAGCUGUCGCGCUCACCUUUGGACCUGCGGAUCAGCCUCAGCACGUUCUGCAGGGCGUGUCCAUUCCACCUGGUCAUUGGCCCCAGCAUGGAGGUGCUGCAAGUGGGGGAGGGGCUAAGGCAGGUGGGGAGGGGACUUAGGAAGCCACACCGGACACUGAGUUUCAGCGACAGCUUCCAGCUUGUCUCUCCCAGGAUUCCUUGCUCUUUCCAGAACAUUCUGCUACGCCUGGCCACGCCGUUCACCAUCCGCACGCGGCCCGACUCGUCCGCGUUGGACAGCAAGGAAAAGGUGAUGGAGCUGAAAGGUCAGAUGAUCCACCUGCCCGAGUCCAACUCCAUCAUGUUCCUCGGCUCGCCACGCGUCGACAGGCUGGAGGAGCUGAUGGGGCGGGGCCUGCACCUCUCCGACAUCCCCAUCCAUGAUGCAACCCGUGACGUCAUCCUGGUGGGCGAGCAGGCGAAGGCCCAGGACGGUCUGAAGAAGCGGAUGGAUAAGCUGAAGGCCACUCUGGAGCGGACCCACCAGGCCCUGGAGGAGGAGAAGCGGCGGACGGUGGAGCUGCUCUACUCCAUCUUCCCGGGCGACGUGGCCCAGAGGCUCUGGCAGGGCCUGCCCGUCCAGGCCAAGAAGUUCGAUGAUGUCACCAUGCUGUUCUCGGACAUCGUGGGCUUCACGGCCGUGUGCGCUCAGUGCACGCCCAUGCAGGUCAUCAGCAUGCUGAACGAACUCUACACGCGCUUCGACUACCAGUGCGGCGUGCUAGACGUCUACAAGAUUGAGACUAUAGGUGAUGCGUACUGUGUGGCUGCUGGGCUCCAUAAGAAGUGUGAGAGCCACGCUCGGCCCAUCGCCCUGAUGGCCCUGAAGAUGAUGGAGCUUUCAGAGGAGGUUCUCACGCCGGACGCUAAACCCAUACAGCUGCGUAUUGGGAUCCACUCCGGCUCGGUGCUGGCGGGAGUCGUCGGGGUGAAGAUGCCGCGUUACUGCCUCUUUGGAAACAACGUCACACUGGCCAGCAAGUUCGAGUCCGGCAGCAAACCGCGCUGCAUUAACGUCAGCCCAACCACUUACCAACUCCUCCGUGAUGACCGCUCCUUCUCUUUCGUUCCGCGUUCCCGUCAGGACCUUCCUGACAACUUUCCCAAAGAGAUCCCAGGAAUCUGCUACUUCCUGGAGGCGGGCAGGUCCCAAAGCCACGCCCCUCUGACCAGCACUCGCUCCGCCCCCAUUCGGAAGGUGUCCUACAACAUUGGGACCAUGUUUCUACGCGAGACCAGCCUCUGAGUUAAACCCCGCCCACCUGCUACUAAACCACGCCUUGCAGGCUAGCGUUGCCCUAGGCAACCAGUCGCUCCGCCUCUCGGACACAGCGCUCCGCCCCCAGGGGUGAACAGAUGAGAUGAGAACUCGAGGAGGAGACAUGAAUAUUCACGAAUAUUCAAAUUUUACUUUAAAAAGACUUGGAAAUUUAAAUAUAUAUAUUUGAAUAAAUAUAUAUAUAUAUAUAUAUAUAUAUGAUAUAUAUUUGCAUAAAGCCUUCUGCUCCACAACAUACGCCACACACAGAUAUACCAUAAUAACAAUAACAUAAACACUAGACACACGAGUAUAACGUACAGCAGCGCCAAGAUAUGCUACACACACACACACACACACAAACACACACACACACACACACACACACACACACACAGAUAUAUACCAUAACGAUAAAACUUCCUGUGUAUCUUUGCGUUUCAUGUGGCGUCGCACUGAAUAAGCGUUGCCAAAUGUGCUAAGCUGACGAGACGCCUGUCUGUUUGCUGCACUGUUGGCUGCAGUAGCCGUAAAGAAAGUGAGGGAUUAGCGAUGGAGUCAGCAGGUCACAGGAAUCAGUGGCAGCUUCAUCUUUUUACUGAUAUUCAACAUUCCCAGGAGCGCCGAACGGUGAACUCGCACUAGGUGGUCCGCACACCCCCCCCCCGCUGAUCACGCUAGACCCCCGAAGUCCAGUUAGUGUGAUCUCUCUGUCCCGGGUCCAUUUAAAGCGAUGGGCUCGGGCAUGGUUCAGCUGGACUCGGGCACGGUACGCAUUGUGAAAGGGUUCUUCAGAAUGAUGAAGACUGUGCUGUGGAUGGUUCUGUGCAUCACCAAAAAUCAGCCAGAGUAGAAGAACCCAUUUUGGUACUAUAUAGAACACCUUUUCAAAAAGGAUUAUCCACUAGGGGUUCCACAGAGUAGUACUGCUCGGCGAUGACACUUUAAUCUUGAUGUUGACGAGACUCUGAUCACGUGAUUAUCACAAUAACAACAUGGACAUCCCAGAGGUGAGGAGGCUGGUGAUUUCAGAGUCCAGUUUGAAGCCAGUUACUCUUAUUUUCUCCGAGUUACGGCGCUUUAAAUCUCUCUGGCUCUCCGGACCUCCAUCACGGGAGAGCGCCUCGGCAAGGCCACCUAGGGUGCGCCUAAGUAGGAUACACAUUUAUGAGAUUCCAGGGUCCCUGAAGGCCAGCAAUGCGAUCCAGGUCUCGUUGGAAAGGACACGUCACGCUCUACUGACCUGUGGAGUUUCCAAGCGUUCGCUUCUGCUGUGUUUCCAUUCAUGAUGUCAUCAGUGAUUGGUUGAUGUCGACUCGACUUUACAUGACUGUCGACUUUAAAACCUCUGAAAUUGUGCCCUUAUUAUCCACUAACGUUUCUCUUUAAAGCAAUGUGUUCUAGUUUGAAUCUUUCUUCACAUCUAGUUCUGUUCACAUCAUUCCAGAAAUUCUGUCCCAAACAUGGCGGAGACAACGGAAAAGAUCGCACAACUGAAACGCAACGAUACACAAACGCACACAUUCACACAGUACUGCGUUAGAGUUAGAGACCCCCACACAUCUGUUUAACUUCCAGUCAAAACAGUCACUCAGUAUAAGAUGUUUGUGAGGAGAUCCGAUAUAAGAUAAUCCACCUGUACAAUGAAGGAGAAAGACAAACAGGAGUUUCCAAAAACUGGAGUUUAAAAUCUGAUUAAAGCUCCAGAAAAAUGUGUCUCCUAGCAACCACCUGGAAGAGCUGUUAGACCCCAAAACUGCCCCCAUCAGAUAAACAGCACUUAAAGCUUUCAUCUUUGAGAGAGAGGAGAAAAUCAAGCUGCUUCAGAUCUGAAA